AUGGAAAUUGAGUGUGUGGCUCAUUCCAACGAUGCCGUUACAAAACAACAGUGGCUUUAUGUGUUGAUUAUUUGGUCGGACGGAUUUGCGCGUCGCCGAGAAACAGACGCAUUUUUCUGGUAUUACGCCGUGUACUGCGCCAUAUGCUUGGCAAACAUUUUUGACGACAGCAAAUCGUUCGUCCGGAGACACUUCCACUGCUCAUUAUUUCCUUUGAAAUGGGUGUUCGUGCAAGAAGAGUGUCCUGCUCGGCCAUAUUAUUAUUUACGUUAUCUUCUGUCGACAGCUGGUCAAUCAAAUAAUAUCUCAUCAAUGGAUGUCGCUGUUGGCUUCAAAGCUGGAACACUGCCAAUCCAUUGGAGGAGUCCAAAGAAGACAGCCAUGGCGCUCUUGUUCUCGCUUCUUUUCUACAAUUACGAUCUCUAA
Molecule: messenger RNA, 426 nt
Organism: Cooperia oncophora
Lineage: Eukaryota; Metazoa; Nematoda; Chromadorea; Rhabditida; Trichostrongylidae
Source: the annotation of a GenBank genome assembly